AUGUCAUCUUCUGGCAAAGACAACAGCGCACACUAUAUGAACUAUGUGGGACCUUAUCGUUUGGAAAAGACCCUCGGCAAAGGACAGACAGGCCUGGUGAAGCUGGGAAUCCACUGUGUCACGUGUCAGAAAGUGGCCAUCAAGAUCGUCAACAGAGAGAAACUCAGCGAGUCUGUCCUCAUGAAGGUGGAGCGAGAGAUAGCCAUUCUGAAACUCAUAGAGCACCCUCACGUUUUAAAGUUGCACGACGUCUACGAAAACAAGAAAUAUUUGUAUCUGGUGCUAGAGCACGUGUCAGGCGGAGAGCUGUUUGACUACCUGGUCAAGAAGGGACGGUUAACGCCCAAGGAGGCCAGGAAGUUCUUCAGACAGAUCAUCUCAGCUCUGGACUUCUGCCACAGUCACUCCAUAUGUCACAGAGAUCUGAAGCCAGAGAACCUGUUGUUAGAUGAGAAGAACAACAUCAGGAUAGCAGACUUUGGCAUGGCGUCUCUGCAGGUCGGGGAUAGUCUGCUGGAGACCAGCUGCGGAUCUCCUCACUAUGCCUGCCCUGAGGUCAUAAGGGGGGAGAAGUACGACGGGAGGAAAGCAGACGUGUGGAGCUGUGGGGUCAUCCUCUUUGCACUUUUAGUGGGUGCCCUGCCAUUUGACGAUGACAACCUGAGAAACCUGCUGGAGAAGGUGAAAUUGGGUGUUUUCCACAUGCCCCACUUCAUCCCCCCAGACUGUCAGAACCUUCUUCGGGGCAUGAUCGAGGUGGAUGCCACUAAGAGACUCACGUUAGAGCAGAUCCAGAAGCACAACUGGUACAUAGCCGGGAAGAACGAGCCAGAGCCGGAGCAGCCUGUCCCCAGGAAGGUGGCCAUCAGAACCCUGAGCACUGAAGAGAUAGACCCGGACGUCCUGGAGAGCAUGCACUCUCUGGGUUGCUUCAGAGACAAGGGCAAACUCACCAAAGACCUGCUCUCUGACGAUGAUAACCAGGAGAAGAUGAUCUACUUCCUGCUGCUGGACCGGAAGGAGAGGUACCCCAGUCAGGAGGACCAGAACCUCCCCCCGCGCAGUGAGAUAGCUGACCCGCCCAGGAAGCGGGUGGACUCCCCCAUGUUGAACCGCCAUGGGAAGAGGAGGCCGGAGAGGAAGUCUAUGGAGGUGCUGAGUGUCACAGAGGGGGGCUCUCCUGUACCCGUACGACGAGCCAUCGACAUGGCAACACAUGGGCAGAGUAAGUCUGUUUUCAGUAAAAGCUUGGAUAUCACAAACGCUAACUUCACCAAAGAAGAAAGGUCACGGUCUAUCAGUGGAGCGUCCUCCGGUCUCUCCACUAGUCCUCUCAGCAGUCCCAGGGUGACUCCGCACCCCUCUCCGCUGGGGAGCCCCCUCCCCACCCCCAAGGGCACUCCGGUGCACACGCCCAAGGAUAGCCCGGCAGGCACCCCCAGCCCCACGCCGCCCCCCAGCCCCUCCAUCGGCGGACUGCCCUGGAGGACGCGUCUCAACUCCAUCAAGAACAGCUUCCUGGGCUCGCCGCGCUUCCAUCGCAGGAAAAUGCAAGUCCCCACCCAGGAGGACAUGUCCAGCCUCACGCCAGACUCUUCACCAGAGCUUGCCAAGAAGUCAUGGUUUGGUAACUUCAUCAACCUGGAGAAAGAGGAGCAGAUCUUUGUGGUGAUCAGAGACAAGCCUCUCAGCUCCAUCAAAGCAGACAUCGUUCACGCCUUCCUCUCUAUCCCCAGUCUGAGCCACAGUGUGAUCAGUCAGACUAGUUUCCGGGCGGAGUAUAAGUCUACUGCCGGGCCUACAGUAUUUCAGAAGCCGGUCAAGUUCCAGGUGGACAUCACCUACACAGAGAGCACCGCCGCCACCAAAGAGAACGGCAUCUAUUCGGUCACCUUCACCCUGCUCUCAGGACCUAGUCGCCGUUUCAAGCGUGUGGUUGAGACCAUUCAGGCUCAGCUGAUGAGCUCACAUGACCAGCCCGGGGUCCAGCAGAUCUCUGGCAGCCCGUUGAGUAACUUCUUUGACGUAAUUAAACAACUUUUUUCAGACGAGAAGAACAGCCAGGCGUCACACAACUCCCCUGGCACGCCCGGCACACCUAGCCCCGCCCCCGCCAAGCAUGCCCCCGGCAGCAGGCGAAACGAGUCAUGUCCCCCGCCCACUCAGCCCCCGCCCACCCAGCCCCAGCCCACCCAGCCCACUGACUCUAAAUGCCCCCCGCCUCCGGGCAAAGACAAACAAACAAAGAUGGCCGCCACCAGCCGGACUGGGGAACAACCUUAA
This is a messenger RNA of Salvelinus namaycush (lake trout), 2283 nucleotides long. RefSeq names its product serine/threonine-protein kinase BRSK2-like. The record is from RefSeq and is a predicted model, not a curated record. Bases 1 to 2283 code for a protein of 760 amino acids. Gene Ontology annotation, cellular component: cytoplasm. Gene Ontology annotation, molecular function: protein serine/threonine kinase activity; tau-protein kinase activity; ATP binding. Lineage: Eukaryota; Metazoa; Chordata; Actinopteri; Salmoniformes; Salmonidae. Gene Ontology annotation, biological process: microtubule cytoskeleton organization; intracellular signal transduction; protein phosphorylation. The transcript is spliced from 20 exons.